This is a messenger RNA of Caenorhabditis angaria, 3491 nucleotides long. NCBI's taxonomy places the organism in Eukaryota, Metazoa, Nematoda, Chromadorea, Rhabditida, Rhabditidae. The record is from the annotation of a GenBank genome assembly.
AUGGAACAAUCCGGACCAUUGCUCCCGCCGGAAAAUGAAGGUAUGAGAAUUUUGAGAAUUUGGGAUUCGAGGGGGAAAUUUGAAGCUUUUGAUUUUAGAGGAUACAUUUUUGAAAUUCUGAUCGAAAUUUCUUUUUUUUUCAUUGAAAUUCAUAUUUUUAUUGAUUUUUUGACUCAAAAACGAACAGUUUUCAAAAUUAUUAAAGAAUUCUUCCAAAAUUUCACUGAAAUUUGGAAAUUCCAGAGCUGAAUUUCCUCUAACUCUAAUAAAAUACCCCCAUGUUUUUUUUCAGAAGUUUGGAAAAUGCGGUGUGAAGAAUGUGUGAGAUGUUCAACAAAAGAAAAUUGCAACGAAUGUGAACCGUGUCAAGUCCAAAAACAUUGUCUAAAAAGGCGAUGUUUUCAGGCGAAAAGAUUGUAUCAAGAUAAACGUGAGUUGCUCAAAAAGCCCUUUUUUCUUAAUCCAAUCCACAACCUUUUUCCAGUCGCUAAGGAAAAAAAGUUGGAAGAAAAACGACGAAAAGAUGCGGAGAAUUUGAAUUUGAGUAUAGCUUCAGUUGCAUCUGGAAAUUUUUCGCUUAAUGAAAAAGCACAGAAAAAAGGUAGAAAAUCGGGAAAUGAAAAAGAGAAAGAGAAGGAGAAAAUGGCGGCGAAAAAACAGAAAGAGGAAAAAACGAAAAAGGAGCGAGAUGAUGGAAUAUAUCGGCCAACUAGACAAAAUAAUGAAUUGAAGAGAAAAAUGACUGUGAAUAGGGUGAGAAUUUGGGGAGGAUUGGGGAUUUUUGGGACAAGGUGCCGUGCCUUGAGAGGCUCCAAUUCAAAGAGCCGUGUCUUGCGAAGCUUCACUUCAAGGAGUCGUGCUUUGAGAAGCUUCAGGCCAAGGCUCCGUGCCUUUAGAAGCUUCAGGCCAAGGCGCCGUGCCUUGAGAAACUUCACUUCAAGAAGUCGUGCCUUGAGAAGCUUCAGACCAAGGCUCCGUGCCUUGAGAAGCUUCAGGCCAAGGCGCCGUGCCUUGAGAAGCCUCAGGUCAAGACUCCGUGCCUUGAAAAGCUUCACUUCAAGGAGUCGUGCCUUGAGAAGGUUCAAGCCAAGGAGUCGUGCCUUGAGAAGCUUCACUUCAAGAAGUCGUGCCUUGAGAAGCUUCAUGCCAAGGAGUCGUGCCUUGAGAAGCUUCACUUCAAGAAGUCGUGGUUUGAGAAGCUUCACUUCAAGGAGUCGUGCCUUGUGAGCUUCUGUUGCAAAGCGCUGUGCCUUGUCGGUCUCUCAAGUCGCAGCUUCUUGGUUCACAAGUCACGGCUCCUUGCCACAGAAGCUCACAAGGCACGACUCCUUAGCGCAAGACCGACAAAAAUACAUAUUCUCAAAAUAAGCUCACAAUUUCGUACUUAAAAUAUUGAUCCUAGGAAAUUUUCGAAAACAAAAAAUUCAAAAUGAAAAAUAACCGUUCAAAAUGAAAAACGUGACCAUUUCCAAAAUAAAUAUAAAUCUUUCCUCAUUUCUAGAAAUUCGAGCCACCUCGCCAAUGUCUCAAUCCAGAUUGUAUCAGAAGUGCUCGAACAGAAUCCAAAUAUUGUUCGGAUGAUUGUGGUCGAAUUUUGGCUCGAAUGCGAUUGACUGAAGUUUUGCCAGCGAGAUGUAAAGAAUAUUUCUCCGGUCCGCGAACACAUGAAACAGAAAUGGAGAGAAAGAAAAUGCAAUAUGAUUUGGAGAUGAAAGAACUUCAUGAAAAUGAGAGGAAAUUGGUUGGAUGUAUCGAGAGAUUACAUCAAUAUAUUGGAAAAAUGGCGAAUUUGAAGCCGGAAGGUGAAGAGAGCAAAAUUGAAGAGUCGUUGGUGAGCAUUUUUGGGGAUCGGAAAUUAUUUUCAAAAUUUUACACGGAAAUUUGUGUUAUCAUUUUCAAAAUUUCGAACUAAAAAGAUUAAGUUUUAAUUUGUCAUUUUAUUAGAAAUUUCCAUUCAAAUUUUUAAAAUUAUAAUCAAUAUUUCAUAGAAAAUCAAAUUAUAAGAGAAAUACAAUAAUGUUUAUCCGAAAUUUUGAAUUUUCUUCUAAAAAUCAGGUUUUUAUUCAAAAUUUAUUUUUUACAGUUCGAAGCCUGUGUUGUCUGCGGCCAGAACGAUGUUCCACUCCGAAAAUAUGCGAAACACGUGGAAACUUGUUGGGCAAGAGCAGAAAAAGCCAUUUCUUUUAACGGAGCUGAAGUGAGUUAAUGAUUUUGGACCGAAAAUAUUACAGUUGUAUUAGGAUCCACUUGGUGAGGUUUUCGCGUGAAAUUUGGAACAUUUUGAUAUUCCAUGAGCCUAGGGAAGGUUACUGUAGGUUUUCGCGCGAAAUUUGGAGAAUUUUGAUAUCCCAUAAGCCUAGGGGAAGGUUACUGUAGGUUUUCGCGUGAAAUUUGGAGCAUUUUGAUAUCCCAUAAGCCUAGGGGAAGGUUACUGUAGGUUUUCGCGCGAAAUUUGGAGCAUUUUGAUAUUCCAUAAGCCUACUGUACUUUAAAUAAAGCUAGAAUUUUUAUGCAUUUUUCAUUGAAACAGUGAAAUUUGAAUCUCGAGAACGUUUAGAAAUUCAAUUAUUUAUCAAACAGAUUUUUUUUCUGGAAAAAAAUUUGAGAUUUUUUUGCAGUUUGGCUCCGAUAGAAUAUUCUGCGAAAGGCAAGAUCCACGAAAAGGAGGAUUCUGUAAACGCCUCAAAUCCCUUUGUCCCGAACAUCGAAAACAAGGACCAGAACAAGUGAUGAAUAUUUGCGGAUAUCCCACAAAAUGGGACAAUAAAUCAUAUACAAUUUCGGAAAUUAUCGAGGAUGAAGAGUUGGGUUUUUCUUCCUUCUGAAAUAAUAAAAAUGAGUGAAUUUUCAGCCCAUUUGGAGAUAGUGGUUGUAUGUUGGCAAAAGAUAAUUGUUCAAGACACUCGAAAUGGGUGGUUGUGAGUUUUGAGAUUGACUUGAAAUUUAUUUUUUUUUUUUAAUUUUCGUUUAGACUCUUCGUGGAUCGAUUGAAUUAGAACAAUCUGCUGUGCUUUUGAAAUGUUUGGAGGUUUCUCAAGAAUCCAGGAAAUGUGCACAAUAUUCGGAAUGGAGCAAUAAUGUGGUUUUGGCAAUGAUGCAUAAUCCAAAAUGUGAGAGAGUUUUGAAGAUUUUUGUCAAAGAGGAACAUUGGAUUUUCAAAUUCAGCUUGAAACAUAUUUCGUGACGGAAAAUUGAAAUAAUUUCCCGAAGUUAUUGUUUUUUGAACACGUCUACAAUUUCGUUUAUAUUUUCAAAACAGAAAUUAUAAUUCCGAAAAGUUUCUAGAUUUUCAGAAAUUGAAAAAAAAAAUGAUACCAUAAAUCAUUUUCGACGAAAAAUCGACAAAACACGAUUUUUUCUCGAAAUUUUUCACUAAAAAUUGAUUUUUCCUGGUUUCUAGAGCUCACAGAUUUUUUCAGCACCAAAAUCCUAAUAAUUUUUUUUUUCCAGUACCCCAUCCUUCUACUUCAACAUCAACAGCAGAAACAUGA